GUGACAGCAGGAGAGUAGUUUCUCAGAGAUAAGCCGCUUCACUCGGUGGCGGUCGUAACAAUAUAAUGACGCUGAACACAAAGGAUCUGGCCAGUAAAACAGCCCGGCCGCGCUCACGUGGCGUUGAGGAGCUACUCGUGAGUCGCUGGACGAGAAGCGCCAGGCGUGUCGCGUGUCGCUGUUCAGUAGACGGCGACUUGCCCGCGGCAUCUCCUGAAAAUGCUCAGGAUGUGGAACGGGCUGGAAGGGCCCUGGCCUGGCCCGGGGGGAGCGGGGGUAGGCCCCAGGCAGCACGUCAGGAAGCAGGCGGGCGGCGCGGCCCAGGCGCGGCUCGAACCCCCGACCCGGCACCAGCCCGUCCGCCAGGCCUCCCGCCCCCAGAGGACCUCGAGCUACGGUGGCCGCCGCCAGCAGCAGCGGCAGCCGCCCCUCCUGCCGCCUCCUCCUCCUCCUCCGCCGCCGCCGCGGUACGCCGACAACCAACCCCCGCAGCAGCAGUUCCCGUACUACCAGCCCUACGACUACCGGGACCGAGGCCACUACCAGCAGUACCCUCCGAACGACGGCGUGCACUUCCAGCAGCACCCCGUCGGCGCUCCGCCGAUGGCCCCGCACCAGCAGGCGUACCAGCCCUACAACCAGCUUGAGCACCAGAGAUACCAGUACCGCGACCAGUGGGGGAGCCCGCAGUGGGGCUGGAACAACUACAGCGGCUACCCGCAGGUGGGGUACUACCCCGAGACGGCGCCCGCCCACGACGGCUACGGUCCCUACCACGGGCAGUGGCAGGUGAGGAGCCCGUACGGACAGCAGAACUACUCCGGCGGGAGGCCCGUGGCGCAGGCCCCCCACCACAACUACCACCAGCAGCAGUUGUACCCCGCCGAUUCCGGCGACAGGCACGUCAAGCUCGAGGAGAUAAAAUGCGAAGACAUCAAAGUUGAGGACAUCAAGGUCGAGCAGCAGCGGAAGGUGUACACGAAGACCGACACCGACGUGUUGUACAUCGACCCGGUGACCAACGAGACGUACGCCGAGAUGGUGCAAAUAGUGAACGACAAGGUGACCAAAGUGACCACCGUGACCGAAGAGAGCAUCGAAGGUAGUUACAACCUCGGGUUCGCCGCGAGCGAAGGAGACAUUUUACGUUCCGAGUCCGUGCAGCACGACUACGCGCCUCUGCAAUUCCAGAGCAACGCCGCUGACGGAAUGUACAUGAUGCCGGGGUUGCGGCAGAUAAAGCAGGAACCCCUGGACAUGGAUAACGACAUGUGCUUCAUUUCUUCGACGUCUGUAGACCACCCGGCGCAACAUCAGCAGGGUUUCCCAUCGGUCAGCGACGUCGGGCAGUCGCCCCACAGCACCAUGAUGUUCGCCGACGACGUGAUGGAACGGACCGCUUCCACUCCCAGUCUUGCCGAGAUGAACACCAACGUCUCCAGCACCGAGGCAGCCAUCACGAGUGUUCGCAGCGCUCCCAGCUCGGGCCACUCCGACGCGGGCGCCACGGGCUACACCUCACUGGAGAGCGUGACGGUGACGAAGGCGAUGACGCAACUCCAGCGCCUGGUGCGACGGCGCGACGGGAUAUCCAAUGUGCUGACUGUCGCGCGGGCGGUCGCAAGCGCUCCAAUUUGCAUCGACGACGAUGACGAAGAUGACGGGGCAACAGUAACAUACCAAGAAACCAAGAAAGACGCUCAGCAGGAAGAAGACCAGCUGAUGAUGCGACAACGACAGCUGCAGCAGCUGGAGCAGCAACAGAAGCAUAAGCUACAGCAAUUACAGCAGCAACAACAGCAGCAGAAGUUGCUGCAGCAGCAACAGCAGCAGAAGUUGCAGCAGCAACAAAGACUACAACGGAAGCUACAACAACAGAAGCUACAGCAGCAGCAACAGCAGCAACAACUACAGCAACAGCAGCGGCAACAGCAACUACAUCAGCAGAAACAGCAACUACAGCAGCAGCAGAAACAGCAGCAGCAACAGCAGCAGCAACAGCAACUACAGCAACAAAAUCAACAACAACUACAGGAACAACAGCUACAGCAACAGCAGCAAUGGCAAUUACAACAGCAACAACUGUAUGAACGGGAGCAGCAGCAACAACUACAUCAACAGCAGCUACAGCAGCAACAGCAGCAGCAACAGCAGCAGCGUCAUCAAGAAGUAAAAAGUAGGCAGACUAAGCAACAGUUCCAGCCCGGUACAGACAGUCCACGUCAGCUUAGAAAGUCCCGUCAACAACAUCCGAGGAAUUGUAAAAGGAAACCUUCCGGAGACUGGAGGCAAGAUGAGGAGACUUUCAAACAGCCGGAGAAGGAUACAGCCAACAGGGACUGGUCGCCAGGAGGCGGCACCCAGCAGCAGGUGUCUGUGGUGACCACCGUGUGGGGUCUGACCACUGCCACACAGUCGGGGCCCCACGGGGGCAGUGUGGCAACAGGCGGUGCGCAGGGCUACGGCCAGCAGGGCCCCACGAACAAGCAAGGCUCCCCCUUCCCGGGGGCUUACCGCCAGGGGACUCCUCAAGGCGCCGCGGCUGUCGCGGGCUGCGGCGGGAGAGCGGGGGCGGCGGCGCACAGCCGUUCCCACGGCCAGUGUUGGUGUGUCUGCUGCAGGGGCGUCGUCGCGCCGGGGGCGGCCGGGGGUGGCGGCGGUGGCUAUGGCCCGCCCCAGGCUGCUGCUGCUGCUGCCGCCGCCGCCGCGGCGGCCGGGGGCGGCAUGAGCGGCGGCGGCACCGGCACCCCCGGCGGCGGCGGCGGCCAGGGGACGGCGGCGGGCGGGGGCGGCGCCGGCCAGGAGGGCCCCCCCGCCCAGCAGUACCACCCGCCGCCGUCCGCGCUCAGCGCCGCCGCCAUGGUGGCGGCGGCCACGGCCACCGCCACCGCCACCGCCAGCGUCGUGGCCAUGCAGGAGCGCCAGGACAUGGGCCAGCAGUUCGGCCAAAUGCAGAACGUCGGGCAGCACGGCAUGCAGGCGCAGCAGUACGCUGCCGGCUACGGCGCGCAGAGGGCGCACGGCCCAAUGGGCAUGGGCAACCCCAGCUCCGCCAUGUCGGGCAUGGCGAACAUGGGCAUGGGCGGCGGCAUGAACGGCAUGAACGGCAUGGGCCCCAUGGGCUCCAUGGGCAUGAUGGGGCAGAACGGGAGCAUGCACGCGGGCAUGAUGGGUUCCAUGGGGCCGGGCUCCAUGCCCAUGAACAAGAUGAGCAUGCAGGGACCCGGCCCGCAGGUGUACCCCAGGAGGAUCACCCCCUACCCCAACCCCGCGAUGCACAUGUCUCAGAAGAGGCAGCAGCAGGGGUACCCCACCCCCGGCCCGGGACCCGCGAUGCAGCCCGGGUUCUCUCCGGCCGGCACGCCGCAGUACCCGGCCGGCUACGGCAACGGAAGGCCCGGCUUCCAGUCGCAGUACCCGCCCCAGCAGGCCAUGGGCCCGUCGGGGACCUUCGGCCCCGCGGCGGGGGCUCGCGGCGGCUCCGUGGGCAUGAGGCAGGCGACGCCGCCCUACGCCGCCGGCGCCCAGGCGAGCCACCAGUACUUCGGCGGGGCGGGCGCUCAGUUCCCCUCCCACCACGCGGGCGGCGGCGGCGGGGGCGGGGGGGUCGGGGGGCAGUACGGGACGGGGGCCCAGUUCGAGCAGGACGUGGGUGCGAUGCGCGGGGGCAUGAGCUACCAGCACAGCCCCAUCCCGGGGAACCCCACGCCCCCGCUCACGCCCGCCAGCAGCAUGCCGCCCUACAUCAGCCCCAACGCGGACGUCAAGCCCAGCUUCCCGGACCUCAAGCCGCCCCUGCCCAUACAGAAUGACGAACUGCGCCUGACAUUCCCUGUCCGAGAUGGCAUCAUACUACCCCCGUUCCGAUUGGAGCACAAUCUCGCCGUCAGCAACCACGUCUUCCAGCUCAAGCCCACCGUUCACCAGACGCUCAUGUGGAGGUCCGACCUAGAGCUCCAGCUCAAGUGUUUCCACCACGAAGACCGGCAGAUGAACACCAACUGGCCGGCGAGCGUCCAGGUGUCGGUGAACGCAACACCCCUGAGCAUCGACCGCGGCGAGAACAAGACGUCGCACAAGCCGCUCUACCUGAAGGAGGUGUGCCAGCCGGGUCGGAACACCAUCCAGAUCACCGUGUCUGCGUGCUGCUGCUCGCACUUGUUCGUGCUGCAACUGGUGCACCGGCCAAGCGUGCGCAGCGUGCUGCAAGGGCUGCUGCGCAAGAGGCUGCUGACGGCGGAGCACUGCAUCUCCAAGAUCAAGCGCAACUUCAGCAACACGGCGUCGUCGGGCGGGCCCCUCUGCACGGACCGGGAUGGGGUCGAGCAGACAGCGCUCAAGGUUUCCCUGAAGUGUCCGAUAACCCACAAAAGGAUCACACUCCCUGCCCGCGGCCACGACUGCAAACACAUCCAGUGUUUCGACCUGGAGUCCUACCUCCAGCUGAACUGCGAGCGGGGUUCCUGGAGGUGUCCCGUCUGCAAUAAGGGAGCUCAACUAGAAGGCCUCGAAGUGGACCAGUAUAUGUGGGGCAUUUUGAACACACUUAACACGUCCGAUGUGGAGGAGGUUACCAUUGAUUCGUCGGCAAACUGGAAGGCAGCGAAGAAUGUCCAGGGAAUAAAGACGGAAGACGACACAGACUCGUGCGGGGCGAAGCGGAUGAACAAGGCAAUGUCGCCAGGCAGUAUGACGCUCCCCACGAUGAACAAUUGGGAUAUGAGCCAAGCCAUGUCUCCUUACAUUCCUCCUGAUAUGAACAGCAUCGCGAGUGGGUCGAUGAUGAACACCGGUCCGCCGCCGUACAGCACGGGCGCCCUGGGCCGCAGCAACUCGUACGACUUCGGCGGCGGGUCGAACCCGGGGAGCAACGAGUACGCGGGCGGGGGCGGCCCGCUCUCUCACCUCAGCGAGUCCGUCAACUCCCUCGACCCCCUGAACGCGAUGGAGAAGACGCUGAACGAGCAGAUGCCCCACACCCCGCACACGCCCCACACCCCGCACACCCCGCACACCCCCGGCGGCACGCCGGGGAGCGCGCACACCCCCGGGGGGGGCAACGGCCCGCCCAGCGUGCCGCCCGCGGGCUCGGGCGACGUCGUCACCAGCGCUGGCCCCGGCAGCGGCAGCAACGGCGGCAACACGGCGGCCGACACCCCGGACAUACCUUCCGAUCUCAACUUCGACCCGGCGGCCGUCAUCGACGGAGAGGGCCAGGGCCAGGAGGGCCUCAACCUGUUGCCGGACAACGUGGUGGAUCCGAUGGAGCUUCUGUCGUACCUGGACCCGCCGGAUCUUGCCACGCCUCCUUCGAGUGGCGCAAGCAGCAACGGCAACAACGGCACGCCGGGCAACACCACGAGCGACGACAUCCUUGCGCUGUUCGAGUGACUAUUUUAGAACACACGAGAAAAAAAAAUGCCCUCCUAUCAUAAACAGAGAAACAAAACGUUCCUUUUGUAUUAAAUAUAAGAUAAGGCAAUCGAUCAAUAUCUACCUUUUUUGAGUGUGAAGAAUUUUUUUUAUAUCAAAACAUUUUGACUGUUUGAAUUUGGUGAACAAAAAGAAAAAAAAGGUGAGGAAACAAGUUUGUACAAAAUGUUAGGUACCUUUUAGUGAUUCUUUUAUUGUUUUCUUACCUUUCCAUUUAAUUUAUAAGAUAUUGUGCCCACGUUACUAAACAACUAAUUAAGUUUUUAAGAUGUUGUGGGUUACAAAACAUUUUUCUCCUCCAGGAAAUGAAAGCCAAAUAAAUAACAGUUUUGUACUGAAACGAUUUGUCAAUGUGUUCCUAUAUUUUACAGUGCUCACAUCUAGCACUGAAAACUGAAUUGAAAGGGUUAUGAUUGUUGAAUACCUUGUUUUUUGAAAGAAAGUUUUAAGCCCAUGCCUCAGAUGCUGUACAGCUCUCGUUAAACAUAAUCCACAAAUGACGUGUUUAACGUAGUUAUUGUGCAGUCAUGCAAACAUAAAUGGUGUUGAUAGAAAUUGUUUUAUUAAUUUUUAAUGUGAAGAUUUUCUAUUGAAAACUUUUAUACGAAGUAAUUUGAGAAUAUCUUAUAUUUUGCAUUGGUUUUUCAUCACUUUAAAUAAAAUAUACCCAUUUCACUUUCAUUUUCUGAACUGACAAGGAAGUUUCAUUAUGUUUUUUAUAGUAUACAACUUUCAUCAUAAAGAAGUUAACUCGACCAAAGCAGUCAUGGAAGUAAUAAUCAUCACAUUUAUUGUCAGGAAGACAUCAUGUACAUAUUUUUUCAUACAGCAGGGACAUCAGUGAGUGAAAAAAAAAAAACUGCGUGGAGUUUGAAGGAAAAGUGUAACAGUGAUUCAAGGAUCGUGAACAGUGUCAAAUUAUUUUAAAUAGGAACAAAAGAACUGAAGAAAGAAGAGAAAGAAUCAUUAUGUCAAAUUAAAAAAAAAACUAUUAGAUUUGAAAAUAUAUGUGUAUUUAUUGUACAUAAUGAAACAUACAUACAUAUGGCAAACAGCAAAUUUGUGUGUGGCCAGUUCUAGUGUGUAGUAUUACAGUUAUAUUAUUAAUAAUACUAUUAAUAAUUAAAAUAUUGUAUUUACCUAUCGGAACCAAAAUUUUGUGACAUAUAUUGUACAAGAGUGUAUGAACCUAUGAACCAUAGAAAAUUCUGAAGCAGAGGAAGAAAAUUUAAGCACGUAAACAUUGCAUCAGUUGUCAUGACCUGCAUGGGCGACUGCUGAUCCCAAAAUGUACUGUCUCGAUGUAUUUGCAGCUUAUUUUUUAGCAGACCCGCACGGCCCUUGUUAGUGUGACGUAGGUAAGCAUUCCAUCAUCCUUUGUAGACGAGUACGCGAGAAUGUGCAGUGAGCCACGUACGCGAUGGGUAUAAAUUUCGUAUCAAGUGUUUUUGGGUUUGUCAUUACGUGCAUCGACCAAGUUUUUUAAGUGACAUAACAGUCAUUCGCCUAUUUUUAAAGGGGCUAAGUAUGUUUGUACCACAUUUUCAGAAAUUUUUCCAAACAUUUUAAAAUAUGAAGUAUAUUACUUUUAUGGAUAUAUUAGCAGAACUUUUCAUGGAUUCCCGAUUUAUUUUAUUGCUGUUACCUAUUUAGCAUAACUAAAUCAGAAAAGAAAUUAAUAAUUAAAAUAUGUUUCUCAUUGAAGCGGGGCCAGCAUGUCUAAGUGCAAAAACAAAAUUGCAUAAUAUCCCACCAUGUAGCGCAGGAACUAUUUUAUAUGUUAUAUAGAAUAAAGAAGCUUUUAGGGGUGUGUGUGUUGAUCAUGUCAGUAACAUUGGAUUUGUUAGUGAAGAUACUAACAAUUUUUUUUUUUGAAAUAGUAGUUAUCAUUUGAAAACCUAUUUAUAUUGUGUUGCUCGUAACUUAUAUAUAACUUAUAAGUGAGCAUCAUUACCUUAGACUGUCUAGGUGUGGUGAUUUGCUGUAUUUUUUUUUUUUUUAAAUUUUAGGUAGUUAAAUCAUGAUAAAAAAAGUUAAACAUUUUUUAAUUAACAAAACAAUUUGAUUCAUGCCAUUUCUAAUUGUUUUUAUUAAUAGAUAAUCCAUGCGAGUUAAGUACAGUACGUACAACAUUAUAAAUUAAGCUGUAUCUGUGUAUGACAACUUCUUUGGAUACUUUUUAAAAUCCUUAAGAUCUGAAGAAGUGUUUCGGAUGUAAAUACUAGUAAUUGCACACCCCUUCAGCUUCAUCAGAAAUUGUUUCCUUUGUGUCUUGGAAUAUAUCUCGAGGAAGCAUCCGUAAACAUCAGUCAACUAAAAGAUCCCUGCCAAUGAGAUAAUGCUUUUCCUACAAAUCUUUAUUUGUUGUGAUGUGGUAACGAUUAUGAAGUGUGAGAACACCAUUCAGCUGUUGGAUAUUUAACGGCAGGGUCUCGUGGACAAACGGGCAAAGUUGUGGUUUCAUGUUGCCUUCUGCACACUUAACUCCGGUGGGAAAUUAUGUUUGUCAACACUUAGCUGUUGUUAUUGUAUUACUUUUGUUUGCAAAGAAAAAUAAAGUUGUAAUAGUUAAGGCAUUAUACCUGUGUUUAUUACAGUUAUUUUGAGCCAGGAAGUAAAAAUUUCAAUAAGUCUUAAAUGUAAUUAGGAAAAAGAAUUUACAAAGAAUUGGUGGUGUUGUAUGGAAUCUCACGUGUACCACAGUUCAACAGUAUUUCUUGGAAUUCUAUAAUUUUUCCUGUGCAUUAGUUUUUUUUUUUUUUUUUUUUUUUUGGUGUUGUACAGGGAAUUUGUUAAUUGAAAAUAGGAUUAACCCUAAAAACAUUGAGGAUUACAGUACAAAUGAACAUAUUUAUUUUGCUCUUGGAAGAAAAGUAUUACUUAAUUUCUGUCUUGUAUUUGUGGCAUGAUACCAAUACUGCCAUCAGAUGUAUCUUACUGAUGAAACUAAACAAAAUAUGUGUAUUUUUAUAUAAAAAUUUUUAUAAAUGAAGUAGGCAUGUGUAUGUGCCAGUAUAAAUAAAACAAAUUUCAGUCAUAAAGUACAGAUUGUAACUUUGAUAAAACAAAAAUUGGGUAGGUCUUGUAAACUUUGGAAAAAUAUAUUUUAAGUAAAUGAAAGUUUUUUUCAGAAGUAUGUGCAUCUGAAAGUACGUUCUUAACUGCUUUAACUAACUUAGAGCAUGAUAUUUAUGUAUAUGUAUCAUAGGUAUUCACAGAAUGGUAUCAUGCCUUAUUAUUACAUUUAUUUUUUGACCCUUUUUUCCCCCCUUGGUGUGUGCAUAGUUCUUUGUUUUGCGCUGUAAUUCAGGUAGGCCAUUGAAUAUCUAAUCAAAGGUUUUUUUUUUUUACUGAUAUAUCCUGAAUUGUUUAGGAAACUUGAUGCAAUGGUUGUACAAAGAUAUUAUGUUCUUUCUUCUGUUUUUGUGAUAACUUUAAAUUUUAUUUUAUUUUGUCACAUUCCUUGAAAGUAGUAAUUAUUUUGCACCUACUUCAUGAGUUCAGUGAAGGUGAAAGAGUUGUACAUUUUGUAGAACAAAUAUAAAGUUGAUUUAUCUCUCAGUGUCAGUUUAGAUCAGUUUCUUUUGUGAAUUUGUAACUUUCAUUGUUUAUCAUGAAGUUUGAAAUUGAAAUCCACGGUCAUGAUCUCAAGAUUGUAAUUUUAGUAAUAUUAAAAUGAACACAUGAUUGUGCUUGAAAAAAGUUUUUGGUGUUGAAUUUUAAAAGUUGAAGAAAUUACAUAAGAUUGUCGUGAUCUGAUAUGGAUCUUUUUAAAUUCAUUUCUUUUUGUCUUCUGUUACUAUUUUAUGGUCUUACUGAUAUUGAAAAUACCCUAUUUUUUUAAAAAAAAUAUAUUUCAUACAUAUCAUCUAGGGAAAAUUUGUUGAGUUCCUGUAAUUUAUUGUUAUGUUUAUUUCAACCUUUAAAAUACAGAAUCCUGCAAGCAAUACUAAUGGUUUGUCAGUGCCAUUUUAUUUUGUGUGGUUUACAUUUUCAACUUCUUAUCAAAGGUGUUUUUACUGUCUUUGAUUUAUGAAUUCACUAAGUUCCAUUGCAUCGCUUCACUAAGUUCUUAAAAUAUAAACUAAUACACUUGGACCAAUUUCUUUAUAUCAAAUGGCUUUUCAACCUUCAAAAGUUUACGUUAAUUUUUGUGUGGAAUUGUAAUGCUAAUAUUCAGAAUUUAGACUAGAAAGUGCAAAGUAAUACUACAAAAAUAAUUUUUUCCAUAAAAAAAUAGUUCUUUGUAUUAUACGUGAAAUAAAAUCAUUAAAAUUAAAAAAAUAUAUAAUAAAAUUUAUUUGUUAUUUAUAAAACAGCCAAUUGCAGAGUAGAAGUAGCUAGGUCUUCCUUUGUCUACAGCGCUUGUACUAUAGUAAUGUUUGUCUCGUAUGUUGUACAUAUUUUCCAUUGUAGAUGUAUUUCUGCAAAAAUGUACCAUUACACUUGAAAACAAGG
Molecule: messenger RNA, 9891 nt
Organism: Bacillus rossius redtenbacheri
Lineage: Eukaryota; Metazoa; Arthropoda; Insecta; Phasmatodea; Bacillidae
Product: zinc finger MIZ domain-containing protein 2-like
Exons: 18
Coding region: 220-5391 (1723 amino acids)
Biological process (GO): protein sumoylation; regulation of transcription by RNA polymerase II
Cellular component (GO): chromatin
Molecular function (GO): SUMO ligase activity; zinc ion binding
Source: RefSeq, a predicted model, not a curated record